AUGGGUCAAAUGUGCUGGACCUUCCCGUCCACGGGGCCGCGCGGCAAGCAGGGCUCCAUCAAGGCGCAGCCGGCCGCCAAGGCCGAGUUCCCCUGGCAGGCACAGCUGCUGAAGCGGGGCGCGCACGUGUGCGGUGCUGUGCUGGUCAGCGACCGCUGGCUGCUGACCGCCGCUCACUGUCUCUCUGGGCUGGAGGAGCUCGAUGCGUACCAGCAGAGCGACAUCGCUCUGAUCAAGCUGGACCGGCCGGCGCUGCUCGGCGACGGGGUGGCACCGAUCCCCCUACCCAAGGCCACCGAUGACUUCACCGGCAAGUACGGCGUGGCGGCCGGCUGGGGCGCGUCGGACGCGACGGCGGAGGGGCCCAUCUAUCCCCGCCUGCUGCACAAGGUGCCACUGCGCGUGCUCAGCGACGAGCAGUGCCUGCGUCGGCUGCUGUAUUUCAGCUUCGCUCCGCGCCCGAUGCUGUGUGCCGUGCCAUCGCCAGAGAGCAGCCUGUGCUGGGGCGACUCGGGCGGCGGGCUGGCCUACUACAGGGCGCCCGGCGCACCGGUGCUCGCCGCCAUCACCUCCUGGGGCGUCGAUUGCGGCCUGACCGACACGCCGGCCGUGUUUAUCGACGUGGCCUACCACGUCAACUGGAUCAAGGACACCAUGAACGAGCCGCUGUUCGACACCGUCUGA
This is a messenger RNA of Pollicipes pollicipes, 684 nucleotides long. Its product is annotated as transmembrane protease serine 9. Gene Ontology annotation, molecular function: serine-type endopeptidase activity. The record is from RefSeq and is a predicted model, not a curated record. NCBI's taxonomy places the organism in Eukaryota, Metazoa, Arthropoda, Thecostraca, Pollicipedomorpha, Pollicipedidae. Bases 1 to 684 code for a protein of 227 amino acids. Gene Ontology annotation, biological process: proteolysis. The transcript has 4 exons.